CUGUCCUCAGAGUAAUUAUUUAGUGAGUGAAAUGCCAACGUGCAUCGUUCCGGGUUGUACGUCAGGAUACGUUUCUAAUCCCGAAAAAGUGCACUUUUUUACUGUUCCGAAAAAUGCCGACAGUGCAAAACAGUGGAAAAUUGCUGUGAGGCGCCCAGACGAUUUUGUUAAAUCUAGAAGUGCUGUGUGUGAAAAACAUUUUCGAAAGAGCGAAAUUCUUUGGAAACGAGAACUACUCGGUCCUGAUGGCCAAGUGCUUGGAGUGUCACAUUAUAAAAUCCCACGACUGAAAAAAGGGUGCGUGCCAUCGCAGUUUCCAUGGGUCGAGUCAACGGAACCGGAUGAUACACAAAUGAAAAAUCUGUUAUCUCCAGACAACAAUCAUGAAUCUGCCGCCACCGCUCAAGUGAAUAUUACCAAAGAUGAAGCGAUGGAAAUUCCAACUCCUGAAGAUUGUGCUACUGUCACUGAACCUGCUCCAAUGAUUUUGCUCGAACAAAAAAUUCCUGAAACAAGUUGUCCCAUAUUUGGAUUCAACGACAUUCUCACUGCACAGUUAAAUCUUCCAACUGGAUGGGCGAGACAAGCAACUUCGUGUGGAGACAAUAAAAUCGUCUUUUUUUUUAUCCACCACACCGUAGAGAUUGAGGGCAUCUUCCAAACUUUCCUACUCAAAGAUGUGACAAUAAAAGAAAACUUGUCGAUUCAGAUCAGAGUUAUGGGCCUACAACUUGAUCCAGCUAGUCUUCAGUUACCUUCAGUCAUUACGGAUAUAGAACAACUGCAGGAUUUGCUGACUAAAAUUCAUCGGUUCAACUUAUGUAAUGGUUGUGCGGAACCACCGAUUAAACCAGAAUUAGAACAAUUGAAUUGCAAGGCAAUCAGAAAAGAUGUAAUGAAUAAAUGGCGUCAUGCUGAAUGCUGUCUUCUGAUUUCAAAAGGAAGGAAUUGCCCAUAUUGCAGCAGGGCGAAAAAAACUUUGGAAACAAAUUUUCGCAGAUUUAUACAAAACAAAGUGAAGGAUCGACGGAAGAAAAAAAAGGAUUUAAAUGAACAGAAAAAGACAUUGGUGAGAUUGCAGUCAAGAUACCGUGCAGCAAUAAAAGCCAAACGUCUCGCUCGAGAACAAAUAAAAAACUUGAAGCAAGAAGUUUUUAAGAUACGGAAGAAAUUAGCCGAAUGUACCUCGAAAGACCUUGAGUAG
Molecule: messenger RNA, 1204 nt
Organism: Venturia canescens
Lineage: Eukaryota; Metazoa; Arthropoda; Insecta; Hymenoptera; Ichneumonidae
Exons: 2
Coding region: 32-1204 (390 amino acids)
Source: RefSeq, a predicted model, not a curated record